AUGGAUCGAAGCCAGUACGUCGACUACAUCAUUCCGUGGGUCCAGAUGCGGGCGGGGGAGGAAUAUAUACUGAGAGCGUCCAAGGACUAUCCCGUGUUGGAACCGUUCGCCCCUCGCCACUCGAUCUCGUAUUUUAACAAUUAUAAAGAAGACAGUGCGAAAUCGGCGCACGAGCGUCUUCAUACGGUGGACGGAUACGAUCCCAAAAGAGUACGAUGCGAUCGCGUAAAUCCGAGCUUAUAUUGGCUGGAGAUCGCUAAGGAGAAUCAGGGUCACAAAGUACCCAUGACUACUAAUCUCUGGUAUGGUAGACCGAACAGGGUUCAAUUCGAUUACAUCCCGAAGAAAUUCAACCGAUCGAGCAAAAUGCAGCAAUUCUUCACCCGUUGCGGGAUUACUUACAUCCCUGAAGACGAUGACGAGAUUUGUAAUUAG
Molecule: messenger RNA, 435 nt
Organism: Ceratina calcarata
Lineage: Eukaryota; Metazoa; Arthropoda; Insecta; Hymenoptera; Apidae
Exons: 2
Coding region: 1-435 (144 amino acids)
Source: RefSeq, a predicted model, not a curated record